AUGCCUGGACAAUCAACAACACGAUGGCUUCAGCUGUCUUUCCUCUUGAUGGCCAGCAGUGCUUCAGCAGGAUCUCUCAUGCUAUCUGACUUUGAGUCAAUUAGUGACAAGUCCUUUCCAUCAAACUGCGUUCAAGCAUACGACACACCACUGUCUCAAUGCACGCCUGCCGAUUUCACUGGUGGCAAGGCAUGCAGCGCUGCCUGCAAGGACUCAGUUCAGCAAGCCCAAGGCUUCAUCCAAGCAUCAUGCGGUGAGGUCUCAGCCAGCUCAGAAUCUCUUCUUAGCCGUGGCCAGAAGGGCAACCUUGUUGCUGUUCUCUGCCGAGAUGUCGACGAGCCCCAGACUCAACAACCUGAACCACAACCUGAGCCCGAAACUCAGGCAGCACCUACCACAACAGCUCCUGCUUCAGCUACCAAGGUCAUGAAGAAUGUUCUUAUCGAGACCAGUCACUCCUCUAUUAAGGACACAUCAAACGGUAGUCUGAAUGGGCCACCACUGUCUUCUGUGGAUGAAGACCUUGCAACCAAGAGCACCGUCCUCGCAAUCGACACAGAGCAGCCCACUGGCUCUCUACCCAUCCCCAAUCAGAUGGUGACCUCGGUGACCAAGGUCGCUUCAGUUAGCCACACAGCACAGGCAACAACCGCGGCGCCAACACCUACACCAGCAGAGGCUGCUGGUGCUGUUCAAGCCCCAAGUCUCCGGUUCAUAUGUGCAUCUUUUGUCGUGUCCGCAGUCAUGUAUAUGGUGGUCUAG
Messenger RNA from Fusarium sp. VM40, 762 nucleotides. Lineage: Eukaryota; Fungi; Ascomycota; Sordariomycetes; Hypocreales; Nectriaceae. The record is from the annotation of a GenBank genome assembly.